Molecule: messenger RNA, 3625 nt
Organism: Carassius auratus (goldfish)
Lineage: Eukaryota; Metazoa; Chordata; Actinopteri; Cypriniformes; Cyprinidae
Product: zinc metalloproteinase-disintegrin-like batroxstatin-1
Exons: 22
Coding region: 4-2376 (790 amino acids)
Biological process (GO): proteolysis
Cellular component (GO): plasma membrane
Molecular function (GO): metalloendopeptidase activity
Source: RefSeq, a predicted model, not a curated record
UGCAUGUGUAGAGACUACACAACACUUCAUCUGAACUAUAAAACUUUGCUUAACCGAAGGAUCCUGUUUCAGUUGUUCUGUACACUGACAAUGGCCAGAAGACAUCUGAUGUUGUGGAUCUUGGCUCUGUGUCUUUCACUUGAUCCCACAGUCGGUCACAUUCCUGAACUAGAUGGAACAAAGGUGUAUGAGAUUGUCCGACCAAUCAGAUUACAUGCACUACAAAAAAGAGACUCAAAGUCAAGACCUGACACAGUGAAAUACGCUAUGACGCUGGGUGGUAGAGACAUUGAAAUGCACCUCCAGAAAAAUGAUGGCCUACUGACGAAAGACUAUAGCGAAACGUUUUACACUGAAGAUGGGAUGCUUGUCACGACCACACCUGAGGAUCUGGAUUUAUGCUAUUAUCAAGGGAAAAUAGUCAAUGACAGCAAGUCAUCGGUCAGCAUGAGCACCUGUGAUGGAUUACGAGGCUAUUUCAAAACAGAGGAGCAGAGGUUUCUGAUUGAGCCGUUGUCUGAGGAUGGUGAUGGUGACCAUGCUGUCUUUAAGUAUGGAGAUGUAAAUGAAGAGACGCCUAGAGUGUGUGGAGUCACCAACACUACUUGGGACGAGAGAGAGGAAGGCGCUCCUCCACGCAUUCUCCCAAGUCGUUCUCGUUCCUCAGGGCCAACUUUGUUCCAGCAACAAAAAUACAUCGAGCUCUUCCUUGUGGCAGACAACCGCGAAUACAAGAAAAUGGACAGCGAUCUUCAGAAGUUAAGAAAGAGGAUAUUUGAGAUCAUCAAUUACAUCAAUAAUGCAUAUAAAGAAAUCAACACAUUCAUCGCUCUGACUGGAUUUGAGGUCUGGACAGAUAGCGAUAAGAUAACGGUUUCUUCUGUUGCUGGAACAACUUUAGACAGCUUUACCCAGUGGAGGAACAGUGAACUCGUAACGAGACAGCAGCACGACAACGCUCAGCUCCUUAGUGCAAUCGACUUUGAUGGAGCAACUGUGGGUCUAGCUUACAUUGGAACUCUGUGUGGAGGUCUUUCAACAGGGAUUGUGCAGGAUCACAACUCUAACGCUAUAGCAGUGGGGGCUACUAUGGCCCAUGAGAUGGGGCACAAUCUGGGCAUGAGUCAUGACAGCAGCAGCUGCGUUUGUUCUGAUGGCACGUGUAUUAUGACAGCUGCUCUCAGCUAUUUCAUCCCUCAACACUUCAGCAGCUGCAGUACUAGUAGCUAUACAGACUUCCUGAACAACAGAGUCCCACAAUGUCUUAUGAACAUGCCCAAACCAAAGGAACUGAUUCAGCCACCUGUAUGUGGAAAUGGAUUUGUGGAGAUAGGAGAACAAUGUGACUGUGGAACAGUGCAGGAGUGUACAAACCCAUGCUGCAAUGCCACCACCUGCAAAUUAACAGAGGGCUCACAAUGUGCAACUGGGGAUUGUUGUGAGAAUUGUAAGAUCAUGUCAGCCGCACAUGUGUGUCGUCCGAAAAACGAUGACUGUGAUUUGCCCGAGUCAUGCACUGGAAAAUCAGCCAUGUGUCCUGAAGAUGUCUUUACAGUCAAUGGAAUCCCUUGCAGUAAUGGGAAAGGCUAUUGCUACAAUGGCCAGUGCCCACAGAGAGAGGAGCAGUGCAUUAAAAUGUGGGGUCCAACUGCUGUGCUGGCUCGAGAAUAUUGCUAUAACCAGAACACAAGAGCGGAAUACUACGCCUACUGCAAACGCAUUGGCAAUACAUAUAUUGGAUGCCAAAAACAAGAUGUGAUGUGUGGAAAACUGUUCUGUGAAGGCGGAAAUGGAAAUCCCAAUUAUGGACGGCUAGUACAAUUCAGCACUUGUAAAGCCACAUUCUACGGCGAUGCUAACAGCGAUUAUGGUCAAGUCGAUACUGGCACCAAAUGUGGGGAAGGAAUGGUUUGUAACCAGAACGAGUGUGUUGACCUAGAGAUAGCUUACAAAGCAACAAACUGCUCUGCCAAGUGCAGAGGACAUGCGGUUUGUGACCACAGAAAGGAGUGCAGAUGUGAAUCUGGAUGGCUGCCUCCAGAUUGUGUAACACAAGCAGGAAGUGAAGGUUCUUCUAAAGGUGUGACAAUAGCCAUUAUCGUGGUUGUCUGUAUCCUGAUUGGGAUACUUCUAAUUGGACUCUCCAUCUUCUUUUGGAAGCGCAAAAAGAGCACGCCACAUUCAUUUGGCCAUCAAAGGCAGCAGAAAGUUCAUGUUGUGGACAUCCCUGACAACAGCCAUAAGUCGAUACCAACUCCGGCAAUAAGACCUUCAGCACCUCCUCCACCUCCACCCUCUUCAGAUAAAUCCAGAGCUCUGCAUAAUGACUUCAUCAGUGCACGACAGGCCCUUAGACCACCUCCUCCAAGGGUGUGAUGUCUAGCACCUGUCAAACCUCAAGAAGUGAACACACUCCAGCACACUCCAGAGCCUGCAGACUGGAUAGUGUGUUACCAGCCUGAGGCUUGGGAAACUUUUCAAGAGAAAAAAUAAGCCACAUGCUUUGCAGAAAUAUGAGACCAACACACCUAAAUGAAUUUUACAGCACAUAAAAGAUUUUCCUUAAAUGACAAGAGGAAUUUUUUUUGUUUUUAACCGAAAAUUAGAUUUUUAAAUUUCACUUUAUUUAUUUGUACAGUCUGUUCCUUUAGAAUUGAGCCUACCUUCUGUAUAGUGAAGAUUUUUAUGAUUUUCAGUCAUCAAAAAUAGUCGACUCACUUCCACAGAAAACUCACAUUAGAAAACUGACUUUCUAAAGUUUAUAAAAUUUCACACCCUCUGUAAAUUCACCAUCUCUGUUAGAUUUGAUUCUUUUCUAGUUUUUCAUUGCAAUGUCAAUGUCUUUUUUUAUGCAUAAAAAAUUUGAUUUUAAAUGCUUUAAAAAAUUUUACAUUACUACUUUUUCGUUUUCUAUUCAUGAAAAUGUAUUUUGUAAAAUGCAAUGUAAAUGUAUAUAUUUGCGUGUUGAAUUGCAUUUAGAUUAUUGUUUUUUUAACCAACUGAUUAAAAAUCAAGAAAAUAUGACCAAACUUGAGGUCCACUGUAGUUCAGUUUUUAUUCGUCUUCUUAACUGAUACAUCUACAUAAUAUCAAGAAAUUUAUGGUACCCUCGUGUUACAAGUUCUUGAUAAAAUGGUUGUUCAAUUAAAUCCCCAUAUUGUAUUUUUAAUGAUGCUAUAUCGGAACAUAAACACUCUCUGAGUAUGAAGGCCUAAUACUCAACAUUUCAACUCUUGCAAACUUAAACUUCCUCAUUCGUCGGUUAGAAGUUCACAUUGCUAGUAUACCAAGACCAGCUCUAACCCUGUUAAACCAUUCUAGGAAAACAUUAGAACUGAUUCCACAUCAGCUGCUUAAUCGCAGUACCUCCAUUGGUAUCAUUUGAAAUGCAUGCAAAUAAAUUUUCCUUUUAGAGUCCACAGACAUACUGCACUGGUUCGAUCCUGCAAAACACACACUUCAGAAAAUGCUGUAUUUUGAAGGUUGCACUGAAAUCACAUUUAUUUGUCAUAAAAGCUGAAUUCAAACAUCUAAAGAGGAGCACAACAUAUUGGUCAUAUAAUUCGAUUUUGGAAUGAAAAUAAAUCCGUCUUGGGUGAAGAACCAGUCCAGUAUCAAAAAAAAA